Molecule: messenger RNA, 1564 nt
Organism: Passer domesticus (house sparrow)
Lineage: Eukaryota; Metazoa; Chordata; Aves; Passeriformes; Passeridae
Gene: SIGLEC15
Product: sialic acid binding Ig like lectin 15
Exons: 5
Coding region: 479-1396 (305 amino acids)
Biological process (GO): regulation of bone resorption; regulation of actin cytoskeleton organization; regulation of osteoclast development
Cellular component (GO): plasma membrane
Source: RefSeq, a predicted model, not a curated record
UUUCUGCACCUGGGGAUAGAACAACAUCCAGUGAGCGCAAGGGGUAAAGCACAGCUGGUUUGAAGGCUCCAGGUACAGGAGAAGGAAGACAGGACAGCAAGAGUCUUGCUGGUCACAACCUCAGGCAGAUUGCAAGGAUUUCCUCUAGGCUGGUGAGUGGGUAGCAAAAGCCAUCCCCUCUUGCCCCAUCACACACGUGGCAUGGAUGUUUGCAGCUCCAGCCUGCAAUUCCCUCCCUCUAGCUGGAAAAUGGUUAACACUGAUUCCUUCUGGUGUAAUUCUCAUAUGACUGACCACAGAACUAUUAAUACCUGAACCCAGAGCUGCUUCAGCCAAACAACUCACUCCCUCCAAGGGGAAGAAAACCACAACUUCUCCUACCCCUGGAAAAACCUUUUGUCAGUGCAAGGCCAGCAGCUCAGAUGCAACGGGAGGGGUCUGGCUUGCUGAUGCCCCUCGGGGGAGAGCUCUGAGCAGCAUGAGAGAGCUCGGCUUGGUGCUCCUGUGCCUCCUGCGCCUCUCCAGGAAGGGUGUGCAGUGCAAUGGCUGGUCUGUCCACGUCCCGUCUGACGUCACUGGAGAGCUUGGGAAGAUGGUUAUCCUGCCCUGCACCUUCACACACCCCUACAAAACAUUUGACCGCGCCCUCACGGCCAUCUGGAGGAUCAAGGAGCCCUACAACGGCACGGUGAUCUUCAAGUGUGUGAGCCAGAGCAGCAGCGAGCUCUGCAGGACUGCCAUCAGCCACAAGAACAAGUACAAACUGCUGGGCAACCCCCGGCACAAGGACCUGUCCAUCAGGGUGGACAACCUGACCUGGAGCGACAGCGAGAGGUACUUCUGCCGGGUGGAGCUGGCCGGAGAUGUCCAGGACAAGUAUGAGAGCAGGAAUGGGAUAAAGCUGCACGUGAUUGCCGCCCCCAGGAUCAUUAACAUCACGGUCAGCUCCAGCAGGGACCACACCUUCCAGGCCCGCUGCACAGCCGAGGGGGAGCCAGCGCCCACCCUGACCUGGACGGGACCCCCCUACAGCAGCCUGGGCUCCAGCAGCAGCUCCAGCCACCGCGUCACCAAGGAGCUGCACUCCCUGACCCACGAUGGGAAAUACACCUGCACGGCUGUCAACAGCCACGGCAGGGCAGAGGGGGCCGUCUACUUCUACAAAUUCAGGGCUUCCGACAGCUCCUCCUUCAUGGUCCUGGUCUUCGUCCCGCUGGGAAUCAAGGUGGUCAUUUUGCUGGCGAUACUGAGCUUCACUGCUUUCUCCAGAGAAGGUCCCCCCUCUGCUCCACCCAGCCUGGCCAGGCCCCAGCAGCCGGAGUGCACCUACGAGAACUGCGAGCGCGGAGGCAGCCGGAGCCGGCCCGCGGCUGGGGCAGCGCCCCGGCGCAGCUGAGGGGCCACAGGCACCAUCCCCACGGAGCUGCUGCCUUCCCCAGGGAGCACAGGGGUCACACCAGCCUCGGGGAGGCUGGAGCUCCCUCACCUCCAAGGGCCCUGCCACGGCGCUAGGAGUUCCAGCUCUGCUUCUCCUCACAAGUGAGAGCAGCCUUUAUGGGGGAAA